Messenger RNA from Rhagoletis pomonella (apple maggot), 5132 nucleotides. RefSeq names its product protein sickie-like. The record is from RefSeq and is a predicted model, not a curated record. NCBI's taxonomy places the organism in Eukaryota, Metazoa, Arthropoda, Insecta, Diptera, Tephritidae. Gene Ontology annotation, molecular function: ATP binding; ATP hydrolysis activity. Gene Ontology annotation, biological process: neurogenesis; nervous system development.
UUGAGCGGACACCUCUCUUGGGCGGACAAAAAAUGACUGACGGUGUGUGUGCGCCCAAGGGAGGUUUCACUGUACUCCUUUUUUCAACCGUUCGUUAUUUAAAGUAAUCAAUACAUUUAAAAAGGGAUUCGUUAUUUGGAGCGUUCGUUAUAUAUGCAUUCGUUAUACUGGAUGACCACUGUACAAGAUUUUUUUUAUGAAGCGCGGGGCGCCCUAAUGCCCACAUAUAUGUACAUAUACUAUUACCUACCCAUGCAAGGAAGCAGUGCUGGUAACAGUUGCCACACUACACAACAAAGCACGCGGAGGCACACAAAGCGUACAGCACAUAAUGGUGUGGGAGGCGGAAGGGGAAAAGCACAGCUGAGUUGCGGUUAUCGUUUUUGUUGCCAUCACUGCCACUGCCGCUGCCACUGCCGCUGCUGCUGCCACUACUGUUUUCUGAUUGCCAUAAUUAUUGUUGCCGUUGUUGCUGCUGCUUGGCUUACAUAUUUAAAUUUUUUCAGAGUUGUUUUUGCAUUUGUUUUGCCCGCUGUGCUGCAUUGUAAUGCAGUUGGGGCUACUACAUAGCUGCCGCGCGCUAGCACUAAACACAAAAUUCCCCCUGAUUGUAGUUUUCUUUUUUUUCUCGUUGUCUUGGCUGAUACUCAACUUUGUUACUGUAGCAGUGGCUGGCUGUCUUUUUUCUAGUCGUUAAUGCCAGUGCCGUUGUUAUUCCAAAGCUCCAACAACAUAUAAAUAAACGGAAAAACAAAAAACUGAUACGAACAAGGCGAAGCAAAGCGAACGACAUGAAACAAGCAAAACAGGCGUGCGGCGAAGGCCGAAGGCGACAUAAGAGAGCCAGUUUGGAGCUUACGUAUGUAUGUAUGUUUGUGUGUAUGCAUGGAUUGACUAGCUAGUAGCGCAGGGGUGGACGAAGGGGCGCGCGCGCUGUUGAAUGUAAAGUGCCAAAUGGUGGGGAAUAGUGCAAAGCAGCAGCACCAACAAAAGCAACAAACGCAGUGUCGGAGGCCUAGUGUAGUAGAGGGCGGCGGAGGAAGGUGGGAUGUUAAGGUAACUGUAGUAAGAGUUGUGCUGAGUGCGCACUGUGGGAGAGAGUAGAGUAUGGUGCGUUAGAGGUGACCGCGGCUGCUACGAGUACGGUUAAGUGACAGUCAGUGGUGGUGGCGCCGAUGGCGUUGACAAUUCGAUGUGACACAGUGGGGCAAACGCGACGGACGCGGUAGCAGCUGAUAGGAAAACGUAUAACAGUGAUACUACUCGAAUUUAUAGGCGAAGAAAAGUGUAAGAAUAUUUAAGAAAUUUAAAAUACAAAAAUGAACGCUAGUGCGUUGCAAAAUAUAAAAACAGCAAUCAGUGAGAUUGUAUCAGGCAGUUAGUAAUGCAGGUAAGUUAGUCAGUGGCAAAGUGAGUAAGCAAUCAACGGUCGGUUGCAGCCACAGUGACUGUCCAAAGCAGCUCUUAGUGCGGCCACGACAAGCGCAAUACAUAACUUAACCAACAACAACAAUAAAGAUAACAACGGCAGCAGCGCAAUAACCGAGUGGAGCAAGUAGACAGCGCGCGCAGCGACCGCAGCCGCGACGGAGCAUGCCACACACAGUUUAAAUAUGUGAAAUUAGUACAAAUCGUGAUUUCAACGGUGAACGACGAACGUACGGCGGGCUGCACACAACACACGACACGUUGUUGCGGAACGGACGCGCAGGCAACUCAGCACACAACAGAGCAAGCAACGGAAUCAGCAAAGCAAUACCAAAGGCAAACGCGAGUAAGUCAGACAGCCAGCAAGGCGGCCCGAGUCAGUCAGCCAGCUAACUACAUACAUAUGUACAUUCAUGUGUAAAUACAUACCAGUCGAGUAAGCAAACAAAUAAGCAAAAGGCAGGCAAGUAAGCAAAACAAGCAGCCGAGCGAAUGAGCCACUAACCACAAACGUGGUGGUGGAAGAGAAAUCAACAGCAACAAAAACAAGCAAGCAAGUAUAGCAACAACAAGAACAAGAGUAGCAGUGUAGACAACACGAAAGCUAAGUAGUAGCAAGAGGAGAGUACAACAACAGCAAGCAUUAUUGCUCCACGCCACAGCAAAAACUGCAAACACCUCCAAAAGCGCCGCGCCAGUAUGUGUCAGUGCGCGAGUGCAUGCUAGGCAAGCAGAUAUUCGGACAAUUAUUUAGUUAGUGCUAAGAAAAAGGAAAACAAAGUGAAAAUACAGCUGACGGCUGCACGACACGACGUACGUACGAGCCCCAACAUCGCGCGCGCACACAAACGUCACACACGAGUGUACAGGCUCAACAACGAUUGACGAGGCUAACGCGGAGCGAGUCGUGUUCAAUUGAUAGACAAAGGAGUGGAAAGAGCCAUUGUUGACGGCGGCGCAAUCAGCGCAAGGCGAAGGCAACUCCACGGCCAGCAAGGUGAUACGAACCGCGCGGCUAGACGCAGGCUAACGCGCAGCAGCAACAACACGGCCACGCAGGACGCAGUGCAAACGACCCCCAUUCCCAUCCCUAAUCCCGCGACCCCACAAAUCCAGCACCGACCCACCCCGCCUUACGGGCAAGUUGGAGUAGCCAUCGACAAGCAACCGUUCGCGUCUCUUCCCUCCCCGUUUACAGCACCAGCAACGAGUCGGCGUCCACUGCGACGACGUCAGACGCCGCGACAGCAGCAAGUGUGUGUAAUACCGAAAAAAUUGCAGGCAUCAGCGAAAAAAGAUAAGCGCAGUGAGGGCAUUUCAAACUUCGCAGGCAGCAACAAAGACGACUGCGGAACCACCACUGUAGGCAACGGUACUGCGGAUAACAGUAUAACACGUGAAGGAGAGCGUCUCUGUGCCAUAGCGGCAGUGGCAGUUGGUAGUGUGGUAUCAGCGCUGGCGAGAACGAAAAGGCAACGCGGUAGAAGGCGGCACGUAGCGACUACGCGUAAGUUAAUCGCAAGUAAUUUUGACAAAAAGAAAACGGGUAACGCUUUAGGCAGAACGACCACCUGUUCUAGUGAUCCGAUUAUCGUAGAAAAAAGUGAACAACGCGAGUUGGGCAGCAGCAAUACGACAGCAGCUAACACCAACAGCUCCACUAAAUCAGAAUCAUCAAUAGAAGUGACCUUGACAACAUUGACAACGUCCCCCGCAACGGAGUCGCAGACAAAGGCGGAUAGGGGCAGCAGGGACCCUAAGGUUGAGGCUGACCCUGAGGCAGCGCCCACGACGACCACCGAUUCGGCUGUGUGCCCGCCUGAGACAGAGAAAGCCAACAACAUUCCCCCGCCACAGCAUCGGCGUCGUCGCAAAGCGCGCCUUACUUACAAACGCGCGCCACCGACACCAUCGCCGUCCUCCAUGUCCUUGUCGGUGGCGCUGCCUGCGCUCCAUACGGCGGCUGGCCUAGCGUCAGGCGGGGGGACGGCAGCAACUAAUGGUGGCGGCGGCGCGGCUGCACUUUCACCCACUUUUGGCGUUGGCGGCGAAUCGCUGCCUAGCCCUACAAACGAUCGCGUAGAGUGGUCGCGUUCCACCAUACUUGAUUUCAUCGAAGAUUAUCGCAUGCAUCGCGUGCUUUGGGAUCCCAACACGAAGGGUUACCACAUCAAGCAAACGAAGUAUGAGGCGCUCAAGCUGUUGGGCAACAAAUAUGGCACCGAAAUACGCUCGAUACGCAGUAAAAUUAAAAGUUUACGUUCGUCAUUUCAUCGCGAACACGGUAAGGUGCUGAUCGGCAGGCAAAAAGGUGUCCACUACCAGCCCAUGUGGUUUGCUUACGACGCCAUACGUUUCAUACUCGAUGGCGAGGGCGGCAAUGGUGGCGUUGGCGGUGGCAGCACUGCCACAGCAGCGCGCGGCCAACACGCGCAAACAAGGGCGACGGGCGCAAUAGGCGAGGCUGACGAAGUGGAAGAGAAACUCACAUUGUUACGCGACGAUAGCGUUGACGGUGGUGCUGGUGGAGGUGGGGAUGACGAAACGGACGGCGGCGGGGAGAGCGGUGAACUGGAUGAUAAAUACGCAGCUGCUGUGCGCGCCAUACAAGCAGCAGCGCUGGCUGGUGCGCGGGAGAAUGUCAGCGGUGGCGGCGCUGUAACGGCUGGAGUGAACGGCGCGGCGGUGGCGGGAACCACAGUUGACGAAUUGAAAGUGGAACCACAAGCAACAAGUGUGACGGCAGCAACAUCAGCACCGGGGAGCGCUACAAAAACAACAGCGACACCACUGUCGUCGGCAGGGGCACUGCCAGCACAACAACACCCAGCCACUGUGGUUUAUGGCAUGAAACCAGCCACUGCAGUGGCAUUAUUGGCCAACAGCAAACUAUUCAAUGCAACACCAGUGACAACUACAACAACAACAAACGUUACAACGACAACAACGAGCGAGGCGCUCACCACAACCGCAGCCACUACGCAUAGUGCAGCAGCAAAUUCGGCGCCAAGUACAGCAACAACUACGGCUGCGCUUUUGCAACAUAGCGGCAAUAGUGAUGACAAAAAUAAAAGCAACAACAACGGCAGUGGCAAUAAUACGAACGUCAACAACGCAAUGGCCAUGAUGACAAUGACGACGCCAGCGUUGACAAUUAUCGGCAGCGCUGGACUGGCAAUGGGCCUUGGUGGCCUGGCGACAAUGACAACAGCAGGCGGUGCGGGCAGUCUCGGGGGCGGUUGUGGCGUAGGUGUGCUAGGCGGCGGUGGUGGCACAACAAUGUCGCAUGCAUACGGCGCUACCACACCGCUCCAUCAGGCCGCCGCCACAGCCAGCGCGGCUGAUGGCGACGAAUCGGCGGCUGCGAACAAUAAUUUGGUGGCGCGUAUGGCCGCAGCUGUAGCGGCAGCAGCAGCAGCUAAUGCCGCGGCGGCGGCAAAUGCAAAUCGGAAUGUCGCUGGGAGUAUCGAGGAACAACAGCAACAACAACUAGCUACGGCGCGGUCCACAGCUGCAGCGGGCACCGGCACGGCCGCGGCAGGUUUACUCGGCACUGGAGCUGCCAGCACUGUCGCAACGACUGCCACCGAUUAUGAGGCCGAUAUACAAAGCUUUUGUUGCAACAUCAGCGCGGACGAUGUGAAAACAGAAAUUUUCGAAGGCGACACUGGUGAACUAGUCAUGCUUGAACAACAACAACAACA